UACCUUACGGAGGCGGACUUCCUCCGAAAUUUCAUCUCGUAAUCCGGUCCCUCCCAGCGAACGAAAUGGCGACCCCCAAACUGACCGGGAUCGGCGUACUCUCCGGACAGAUCCCAACCUGGCCAAAAUACUGGAUAAGAAAAAUAGGUCAAGGGCGCUGGCAGCUAGACAUGCAAGUUGGACAGAUAUAGUUAAACGUGUCACUGCCAGAAAAAUCGGACAUCGUUUUAAGAAGGCUUUAGACGACAGUGUUGAGUCGACAUUCAGCCGUCCAAAAAUGGACCAUAAAGCUCAUGCAGAGGAACAUGAAAAACGGAAAAAAACUCCAAAGUUAAAAAACAUGGGGAAGGAAGAUCGGUUGUCCUACUUCAAGUACUACGCUAACUCCCGGCUACGGUACAAAUCUCGCACCAUGAUUGGGGCUACCGGAAGUCGACACAUGUCGCAGCGCCGCCGUGCGUCCCUCGCUGCCUCGGCUACCUCGCCGUCCAUGUUUUCACCUCUAGAACAACUGUCAGAAAGGGACGAGUACUCGCCGAGGCGUCCGCCGAUGAGACGCCGGGCCGUAGACACGUCCGAUUACCGGACAUGCGCAAUUCUACAGACACGGUUAAAGGAAGUGAAACACUACCCAGAAAUGGCGAACUUCCAGGUUAGCAACCAGGACGACGAUUUCAAUGGGCCUUAUGACGGUUCGUUACGUCAUUGUGCCAAAAAGGCAGCGAAUCUCAGUCUUCCGGGAGCAAGUGGCGCCACCACGCGGUCACUUUUCAUCUUUAGUGAGGAGAAUUUCAUCCGCAAGUAUGCAAAGAUUAUCAUCGAAUGGGGGCCAUUUGAGUACAUGGUUCUCCUGACAAUCAUCGCCAACUGCAUCGUACUCGCACUGGAGGAACAUCUCCCAGACGACGACAGAACGCCUCUGGCUUUACAGCUGGAAGCGACUGAGAUGUACUUCCUAGGGAUAUUUUGUGUAGAAGCGCUGUUGAAAAUAGUUGCUUUGGGCUUUUGUUUACAUCGUGGGUCGUAUCUACGCAACGUCUGGAACAUCAUGGAUUUCGUAGUCGUAGUAACAGGGUUGUUAGACUACAGUAAAAUUAUGCCCUCCUCUCAGGGGGCUGGAAGUAUUCUAAGGGUCUUGCGUCCCCUGAAACUUGUGACAGGCAUCGAGAGUCUUCAGGUGGUUUUAAAAUCCAUCAUCCGAGCAAUGGCACCCCUUCUGCAGGUGUGUCUACUGGUGCUGUUUGCGAUCACCAUCUUUGCCAUUGUAGGAUUAGAGUUUUACGUUGGUAUUUUCCAUCGUGCCUGCUUCCGUGUCAAUUCUUCUGCCAGUAACAGUGAAGACGACAUUGUGAUAGGAGAUGAAGCAAACAUUCGACCCUGUUACGACAAAUCAGGGGCGGCAAUGAACUUUGGGGGAUUUAGGUGUCAGGAUCAUGUGUCUGUUUGUCGAAGUUUCUGGAAGGGACCAAACUAUGGAAUAACUAGUUUUGACAACAUCGGUUACGCCAUGUUAACAGUGUUCCAGUGUGUUACCAUGGAGGGAUGGUCAACAGUGUUAUAUUAUACAAACGAUGCCUUUGGGCCUUUUUUCAAUUGGAUCUAUUUCUAUCCGCUCAUCAUCUUAGGAUCAUUUUUCAUGCUCAAUUUAGUUUUAGGAGUUCUCAGUGGUGAAUUUGCCAAAGAAAGAGAGAGAGUUGAAAACCGCCGUGCUUUCUUCAAAUUACGCAGACAUCAACAAAUACAGAGGGAGCUAGAGGGAUACCUAAAUUGGAUAUUGAAAGCAGAGGAGGAAGAAGUAAUACUUAAUGAAGAAAGGACGACAGAUGAAGAUAAACUUAGAAUUAUGGAAGCCAGAAGACAGGCAGCAGUGAGAAAAGUGAAACAAAUCAAGGAAGGACGAGAUACAAGUGACGAAAAUAACGAGGACAAUGACGAUGAUUUAUUAUCAGAAAUAAAUAUACAUUCAAACUCUUUAGGAGGGAGGACAUUAGCUAGUAGAAGAGCAUCCGUAGGCAGAUUUUCAUCAUUUUGGCGUGCAGAAAAAAGAUUCAGAAUUUCAACACGUCAUUUAGUGAAGAGCCAGCCAUUUUACUGGUCGGUGAUUGUGCUAGUUUUUCUCAACACUGUCUGUACAGCAUCAGAGCAUUAUGGCCAGGCUGAAUGGCACACACUAUUUUUAUAUGUGACAGAAUUUGUAUUCCUAGCUUUUUUCUUGAUGGAGAUGAUCCUGAAAAUGUACGGUCUCGGCAUCAGAAUUUAUCUCCAAUCCUCGUUCAAUAUAUUUGAUUGUAUUGUCAUCGUGGGAAGCAUCUUUGAAGUGAUCUGGUCUGAAUAUAAAGAUGGUGCUUCCUUUGGUAUAAGUACCCUCAGAGCUUUGAGACUUCUUAGAAUAUUCAAAGUUACCAGGUAUUGGGCCUCCCUGCGGAACCUGGUUGUGUCCCUGUUAAGCAGUAUGCGGUCCAUCGUCAGUCUGUUGUUCCUACUCUUCCUUUUCAUUCUCAUCUUUGCCCUCCUCGGCAUGCAGCUGUUUGGAGGAGAAAUGAACUUUGAAGACGGUCGACCGGCUAGCCACUUUGAUACUUUCCCUAGAGCUCUACUGACAGUAUUCCAGAUCCUGACGGGUGAGGAUUGGAAUGAGGUCAUGUACAGUGGAAUCAGGGCGGGCGGCGGGAUUGAGGGUCACGGCAUGAUCUACUCUCUGUACUUCAUCAUCCUGGUCGUGUUUGGCAACUACACACUUCUGAAUGUGUUCUUGGCUAUCGCCGUCGACAACUUGGCCAACGCACAAGAACUGACCGCUGCAGAGGAGGAAGAAGAUGGACAGAAGAUUGCGCGUCAAAAUGAACUGAAAAAGGAAAUGGAAGAAAAGUUCACAGAUCAGCGGAUGCUUGAGGAGCAGAAUCGUGAAGCUUUAGCACUGACCGAUACUGGCAUCCCUCCACAGGUCAAUAUAUGUCCACCCUCCCCCGCAAACAAUGAAGACCCAAAAACUGGAAACUUUCCGUAUAUAUGUUUCAGUAACGCCGGCAGUCAGAUGGAUCGAAACCUCAGCCAAAAUAAUCUCAAGAAUAACCGUGACAAAAAUUUAGCUCUGGAAAUGGACAACAAAGCUAACAUCCAUACUGAUCUUGACAACAUCACAUUGUCCGAUUCAGCACGGAAAAAGAAAGAAAUGGACAUGAAAAAAGGAGGAAGUAAUGAUAGUAGUGUGGACGUUCCGGAAGCUGCCACUGGGCAGCAGGAGGAGAACUCAUUUGGUGGUCCUAAACCAAUGUUACCGUACAGCUCCAUGUUCAUCUUCGGUCCAACAAACCCAAUUCGCCGAUUCUGUCAUUUUGUGGUGAAUCUCCGUUACUUUGACUUGUUUAUCAUGAUUGUGAUAAGUGCCAGUAGUAUUGCCUUGGCUACAGAGGAUCCCGUGAGAGAGAAGUCGACCCACAACAGCAUCCUGGAAUACUUCGAUUAUGUUUUUACAGCCGUAUUCACCAUAGAAAUGAUCCUAAAGGUGAUAGAUCUGGGAGUGAUCCUACAUCCGGGUUCCUACUGUAGAGAUCUGUGGAACAUCCUCGAUGCAGCUGUGGUUAUAUGUGCCCUCGUUGCCUUCAAUUUUUCUAAUGCAAACCCACUUAGAGGAACUCUUUUGCCUACUUUACCAAGUGAUGGUGCGAGUAAAAACCUUAAUACCAUCAAAUCUCUGAGGGUGCUCCGAGUGCUUCGUCCUCUCAAAACUAUCAACAGGGUUCCGAAGCUGAAGGCCGUGUUCGACUGCGUGGUGAAUUCCUUGAAGAACGUGUCAAACAUUCUUAUCGUGUACAUGCUAUUCCAGUUCAUCUUUGCCGUCAUAGCAGUUCAGUUGUUCAAGGGAAAAUUCUUCUUCUGUACCGACGAGUCUAAGGAAACUAAAAAAGAAUGCCAAGGUCAAUACUUCUCUUAUGAGGAAGGUGCUGAUUCACCCGUAGUCAAAGAUCGGGAGUGGCGACGCCAAGACUUCCACUAUGACAACAUAGUGUUUGCGAUGUUGACGCUAUUCACCGUUACUACAGGGGAAGGCUGGCCCGAUGUGCUAAAGAACUCAAUGGACUCGACAGUUGAGGACAGAGGGCCAAAGCCUGGCUACCGUAUGGAGAUGGCCAUCUUCUAUGUGUUUUUCUUCGUUGUCUUUCCAUUCUUCUUUGUGAACAUAUUUGUGGCCUUAAUCAUCAUUACAUUCCAAGAGCAGGGAGAAAGUGACCUCGGAGACCAGGACCUGGACAAAAAUCAGAAACAAUGCAUAGACUACGCAAUUAAUGCGCGCCCAACCAGUCGCUAUAUGCCUCAGAAGGGGACGGCCAAAUAUCGAGUCUGGCGCCUGGUCGUCUCCCAAAAAUUUGAAUAUUUUGUCAUGACACUUAUCACACUAAAUACAAUAGUUCUGAUGAUGAAGUUCACUAACCAAAGCCAAUUUGAUGGUACACAGGGAAACGAUGUUGAUUUAACAGCGGCUUCAACUCAAUACGAAAGGGUUCUAAUAUCAAUAAAUAUCGUAUUCACGGUUCUUUUCACCGUCGAGUGUGUCCUCAAGAUACUAGCGUUUGGAGUAAAGAACUACUUCCGCGAUCCCUGGAAUGUAUUCGACUUUGUGACGGUCAUAGGAAGUAUCAUUGACGUGCUUGUCAGUGAAUUUGGGACGAUAAUGGCGCAGUUUAGCGCACCAACUCCGGGCUCUGAAAAUGAGGAGUCGUACGUAGGAUUCAACGUGGGAGUGUUUCGACUGUUCCGAGCGGCUCGAUUGAUCAAGUUAUUGAGACAGGGAUAUACAAUACGUCUGCUCUUGUGGACUUUCCUUCAGUCCUUCAAGGCGUUGCCUUAUGUGUGUCUACUGAUCCUGAUGCUGUUCUUCAUCUAUGCCAUUAUUGGAAUGCAGGUUUUUGGGAACAUCAAAUUAGACUCCAAAACAUCUAUAACAAGACAUAACAACUUCCGUAAUUUUGCUCAAGGCCUCAUGCUAUUGUUCAGAUGUGCCACUGGGGAAAGUUGGCAGCAGAUAAUGCUGUCGUGUUUGAGUGGUCAAACAUGUGAUCCCGAGUCCGGCAGUAAAAAGAAGACGUGUGGCCUGGACUUCGCAUACAUCUACUUCGUGUCAUUCAUUUUCUUUUGUUCAUUUCUAAUGUUAAACUUGUUUGUGGCCGUCAUCAUGGACAAUUUUGACUACCUAACUAGGGACAGCUCCAUAUUGGGGCCACAUCAUUUAGACGAGUACUCCCGGGUGUGGGCUGACUACGAUCCGGCAGCUACAGGUAGAAUACACUAUACGGACAUGUAUGAGAUGUUGAAGAACAUGGAACCGCCGGUCGGGUUCGGUAAAAAAUGUCCAAACAAGUUUGCGUAUCGGAAAUUGAUACGAAUGAACAUGCCAGUUGCCCAGGACGGAAAGGUCAACUUCACGACGACCCUUUUUGCCCUUAUAAGGGAAUCUCUUGGGAUAAAAAUGGCACCAGUUGAGCUAAUGGACAAGAAGGACGAAGAGAUGAGAGACAUCGUAAGAAGGUUAUGGCCGGUCCAAGCCCGUAAAAUGGUCAAUCGUCUCGUUCCAGGCAACAAUGAUCUAACCUAUGGAAAGUUAACAGUCGGGAAAAUCUAUGUAGGCCUUUUGAUAUUAGAUAAUUGGAGGGCUUACAAAUCAAGUCAGACCAAGUUUGACAGUAUGAAAAUGGAGGAUAGUAAGGAAGAGCGUCACCCGUGCUUUUUCCAGAGACUGAUGGGGGUGCUGAGGACGCCGUCGGCUCGGUCAAGCCAAAGUCUGGACCAGGACUCCGACCAUUCACCGGACGAUGACAUGGACGGAGGUCACAGUAUUGACAAACACCCUUGGCAACGAUCUCUGAGUUUUUUGCGGCGUGGUAGUAAACGGAAAAAAGACCACCAGCAAGGUGAUGCGUGCAGUUUGCGGGGCCAAGGGUACCGUCCCGAAUACGGUGGGUACGUAAACUCCUCAUUCUCGUGCGAGGAGGAAGACGAAAAACUUUCCUCUGUUUCAUCGCCUGCUAAUGUUAGGGUAGUCAUCCCUCACAAGAGAGUUGUAUACCUCCGACAGUCUAUGGAGCGCCAAGACUUUUCCCGAGGUCUGAAGCCUGAACACGCAGGUCACGUAUCCAUGUCCAGAACGAACUCGGACCAGUCCAUCAGGGGCGGGAGUAAAUCGCCCUCCCUACCAGGUACACCGGUGUCCCCAAGGUCCCCAUUGAUGCCACACCGUAGUCCAUUUGGAUCCCCAGUCGGUAGUCCGUACAUGGGUCGCCGAUCACCAUCGCCUCGAAGAGUGGAUUUGGGAUUUGCUUCAGCGGUAACGAACAUCUGUGAACAAGCUCAUAGCAUAGCGGAACAGGAUCGCAGAUCAAAACAUUACAGAAAUAGGGAUUAUGAAGGUAUCCUUUUGGACGAGACCCUUAGUUUGCCGAACUCGCCACAAAUGAGGGGGAGAAGUAAAACCCGUCCUCCUCUUACCAUGCAGUCAAAUGUGAUUGGUUCACCAGCACCAAGUCCACAGCCACUACGGAAACGGGAUACGACUUUUUACAGAUCAACAUCGUUAGAAACCAGGUCUAGAAGUCCAUCCCCUACUACCACCCCUUCCCAGACUCCUCAGCAGGAGUACUACGGGACUGCCAAUUUGACGGACCGGUCCCGUAGUCCAAGUCCUGCUGUCACAUCACCACCAAAGAAACCAGGCCGGAAACUUCCAUCAAUUCCACCCAAGCCUUCUUCUUUGAAUCUUGCUCAACCAAAAUUAAAAGACAACAUGCCACGAGUCAUGCCAUCGCCCACUAUCCCCCAGCCCCCAAAAUCCCCUGGAAGCAUAAACUUUCCAAAACUUAAUAAGUCCCCCACACAUGUGCCGAAACAAAAUGUCCCCCUGACUUCACGCCCAAUUGUUCCGCCUGGACGUAUGGGAAGGCCGGAACCUACCAGUCCCACGGAGAGAAAUAAUUUGAAUAAAAUCAGUGGUCACUCACGAACUUUGCCAUCCCACAGUGGUAGGACUAGUAGUCAUGACCCCCAUAUGGGACACGACCGAUCACAUGACAGGUCACAUGACAGGUCACAUGAACGAUUACAUGACCGAUCACAUGAUCGAUCUCAUGAUCAUCGUUACCGAACCAGUAGUCACUCGCCGGAUAUUAGCCGGAAUAGUAAUAAUGAACAAACCAAAUUUUUAGCAAGCCAUUUUGACGAGCAGGCCUCACAAAAUAUAGGUCAUGAACAUGGCGGCCGCGGAAGACCUAGAAAUGCGUCAACAUUACCCAACGGAUUCAAACCCAAAGGACAUAAAAAGAAACCAGAAAAACUAGAAAUGAGAAGCGACAGUAAUAUUCCGCUACGCAAUGACUCGGAUGAUGAGUCAGAUUGGUGUUAGCAUUCUGUGAAGAAUUUUUCUUCUGUCUUUUUUUUUUUGUCUCUCAUUAUAAUAAUAUAUCCACUGCAAUGCUCUGAAAUAAUCCAUUCUUAGUCUGUUUUGUUAUUGAUUGUGAUAUUGUGAUGUUUUUAAAGUUAUCAAGAUAACUACUGUUAUUGGUAUCAUUGAGCACACGUUUUCAUUUUUAGAUUUGUUCUAAUAUAUAUACUCAGGAAUCGUUUUGUUUUCUCUCAUUAUCAAAAGGUAGUUAUCGUAAGAUAGAAUUUAGUUAUACCUUAUUUCUAUAAAAGAGUUGGCAUGUCAUUUAAGACCUGCUAAGACAGUUUCAGCCAGAUGAGGAUGGUAAAUAGGCAUUUUCUGUCCACCUGUGUUAAUUGUUUUAAAUUAUACAUACACUAGAUCCUCCUUGUAUGUACGACAAUCUUAUCGUCAAGCAAUUUGAAAUCUUUUAGUUCCAAUCAUUUUCAUAUCUAUAGUAAUAUGUUUGGAAUUUUGAAUUCGAGUUAUGAGUGCGGAUUUGUAGUAAGUUUUAUUUUAAAAUAUCAUUUGUGUUAAACACUGUAUUGUGGUAUAUUUCAGAGGGUAACGGUGGCAUAUAUUUUGUCUUUUCUUGCCUUACCACGUAGCUUGAUUUUCCUUCAGGAUCUAGAUAUAUAACUGAAAACUGCGCGAUAUAACGGAUGAUAGAUUAAAGGUGUAUGCUACCUAAAUGAGAAAUGCAUUUCCUUUCCAAAGAGUCCCUUUCUGAGAUAUUCGUUUAAUAUCACUUAUGAAUGGUAAUUUAUUGAUAUGUUUUUAAAACAUUAAAGAGGUUUAUUUGAGACAGCUGUGACCUACAAAAAAUCAAAUGUUUAAUGUGUAAGGUAGCAGAAAUUAUUCAGCGUACAUAGUGUGUUGAUCUCCAUGUGUUGCCGAUAACAUUGGCGAACCUAUUUAAAAUUAUUGUUAUCUAUCUUCAUAUGAUUUAUUGUUCAGAUGUGAUUAAUUUGUGGUUUACACUAAAUACGUGAAAAUGUGAUGACUAUGUUAUCAAUAUAAUAUACACUAUAUACUGGUUUUCUUACCCAUAGUGUGAACUCUCCAACACCUUGAAUUGGGAGAGUCUAAAUACUGUAGUGUGUACGGGCAGGGUGAAAGCCGUCUGUUUUGCUCAUCACGUGUUUGAACAUAUUAGGAAUAUAUAUAUAUAUAUAUAUAUAUAUACGUGUCCAUAAUGUGUAAAUAUAACCCAUUCCUUUAAAAUUCAAAGUUUGCAUGACCUAGAACAUCUAUUGUUUUCCUGGAGAUUCUUCUUAAUGAUAAGAUUAAAUAUUCCUUUUAUAUAUAAAUAGCAUACUUUAUUUACAUACAGAAUAUGUUUUGUAUGAUUGUUAUUAAUCAUUUAUGACUCAUGAUAUGAGCUUGAUUAAUAUGUGUGUUUAAUGAUUGAAAAUCGUAACGUUGUGUGCGUUAGAACUUACUGUUUGAACAAUGACCGGUUACUUCAGUUAUUCCUGAUAUGCAUUUUUACCUCUUCAAUCGUAAGUUGGAACGAAUGACAGGUGCAAGCGUGUGCUGCUGGUUAGAUGGAAGCAUGGAUGACCGGAUGUUCCACCUGUACCCGCACAAAUAUGUGAUGGGUCAAUUUAUAUUGUUAUAUUUGUAAUUCAGUUUGUGCAUCCACAAACAAUGGGAGUUGAGGAGAGAAAAAUCAUUCCAAUAGUAUUGUCAUUGUUCACAAUCUUGUAUCAAUGUGUGAAAAUAUUCAGAGAUAACUUCUCUUGAUCAUAUCUAUUCUGAUUGGUUAAAAACUGUAAUGUGAUCAUCUCAGAUUGAGGCUAAUUCAAACAAGUGUUUAGUCAUGUCGACGAAGUCGAUUAUUCUUGAUCUAAAAUUACCCUAACUGGUUUCUAUAAUGUCUUGAGUACUUACAGAAUACUGGAAUAAAUAUAUUAAGGUAAUUCUUUGGAAAUGUUUGUUAUAACAUAUUGAUGAUAUUAAGUUAUUUUGUUCAUAACAAUUCAAAUUUCUAAAUAUAUAACUGUUAUUAAAUGUUGAUAUUAUUUGUUAUUGUUUAGAGGUUUAAUUGUUCAUCAUUUCCUCGAAUGUUAGCUGAUUACCAUAUUACUUUGGUAUUCACAAACAGAACGCUGUUAUUGAAUAUUCAUGAGCACAGAUAAUAACAAAGAUACACUUAUUAUCAAUUUUCUGUUUAGAUGUGUAAAUACUCACUGUUGCUUUGUUCCUGGAUCCAUCCUUGUGAUAUAGGACCCCGUAUCAAUUCAAUUUUACGAGUCCUUGUAUCCUUGUCAUUGAUACGGUUCCCUGUAUUCAUGCUGAUGAUACGGUUCCCUGUAUUCAGGCUGAUGAUACGGUUCCCUGUAUUCAGGCUGAUGAUACGGUUCCCUGUAUUCAUGCUAAUGAUACGGUUCCCUGUAUUCAUGCUGAUGAUACGGUUCCCUGUAUUCAUGCUGAUGAUACGGAUCCCUGUAUUCAUGCUGAUGAUACGGUUCCCUGCGUUCAUUGUAUUUAUCAUGGAACUUGAUGCUACAUGUAUUCAAAUAUUUGUUCUCGUUUUGUCUGAGGUGAAAUUUGUAUAAAAUACACCAAAUAAAUAGGUAGACUGUAGUUAGGCACUUUUAAUAUAAAACCUGUGAGAGGCUUACCCGACUAUAAGUGGUGAUUUUGCCUUCAACCGUACCAUUGAUGAGAAAGACUACCAACCCUUAGCCUUAAUAGGCUUGUGGGCACUGUUCUAUUAUAAGGUGUUGACCCAGUUACCAGUAAGCAUUUAUGCUACACCAUGUAAAUAAAUCUUGUCGAAGUGCCUGAGGAUAUCGUUGAGAUCAACAAACUCCAUCAAUGGUCAUUUUAUUUAUGAUAGUAACCAUCUUUUUACUGUGGAGCUAGGUUAUGAAUUAGGCAAUAGAGAGACUACGGUACGAUGCUGUAGUGGUAUUGAAACGUUUAGGUAUGGUCAUUCUCUCCAUCCCAUUCCUUCAUUUAAGUGUACCAGGGACCAAGCGGGGAUUAUUGCCUAAUUCUUAUUAAAAAUACAUUUUUCAUAUUUUUCUACCAGUCUCAUAAUGCAGAAACUUUAAUGUACGGUAGUUGUAAUUGUAGAUCCUAUUCAGAUAUCAAUAUAUAUAUAUACAUGUGCAUUUCUCAUCCGUUUUGCUUUAUAUUUCCUCUCUAUGUUCACCUUAUUAUGUCAUGACAAAAAAUCUAAUUGUAAUCAUUAUUGGUCAAACAGCAAAACAUAAUGCGAUGUUAUUGAAGCACUGUGUUCUAUAAGUUUUUUUUUAUUGAUAUUUCUAUCAGUGUUAUGCGUGUUUUUCCCUCAAUUAUCUCGAUAGAACUUUCAGUUUACUAAUAGUAGAUGUAAAGAUUUUACAAGGAACCCGUUUUAGCAAGUUCGUUAAGAAAGAACACAUUCCUUUAGAUAUGUAAACAAGUGAAAUAAAAUUAUGUUUCCUGUCAGAAAAGAAAGGCUUGAUAUAAGUUUAAACGUCACAUAAAACAAAGUUGAAAUCUUACGUAUUUUUUUCUUUAUUAUGAAAAAAAAUACUAAUUCCUCUUUGUGCAGUUGAACAGCCUAAAUUCAAUCCAUUAUUUUUACGCUUAUUUUCUCUUGUUUUUUCUUCUUCAAAAUUUCUAUGCAAACAUCCGUUUUCAUUGGAUAUUGUGUUUGCCAUGUGUAACGUUGUGUUGUUUGGAGGAUGACUGGAAUGACGUUUUUACAGGUAGAAUUGUAUAUAAAGAAUAUGACUGGAAGCUAGUAAAAUGUGUAUCUACAUGUGUUGAAUUGAAUAAGAAUACCAUAGCACAGGUUGAUUUGAUGGAUGGUUUGUAUAUUAAUUUCUGAGCUAUAUAUAUAUAUAUAUAUGGUGAAAACUGAGUUGUUUGGGGUGUAUUAAAUGCAAGUGUGUAAAUGUCAAUGACGUCAUCAUGCUGUCGCCAUCACUACUAUAACAUACUAGUUUGAAAUAUCUUAUAUAAAUCAUAAUUUUCAAAUACAGUUUUGAUAUUUUAGUCAACCACAUUUCUAUCGCUAGUUAUUGAAUCCACCAUUUUUAAAUAUCUUUAUUUGUUUUUUAGUUUAUUGUUCAAAAAAUAUUUAGAAGGACUAAAAAGUAUCAAAUUAAAGUCCUGUCAUUUGCAUUUGAAAUGUUUUCUGUACAGUGUCACGUACUUGCAUCAUUUCACCCGGAUAAUUUGUUUUAUUAUAAGUAAUUCUCGCUUCCCUUUUUCUUAUUCUAUUUCCGAAUUUAAAGUAUACUUGUAAAAUCAAGAUUAUUAGAAAGUUUUCCAACUUCACAAUUAAACGCUUUGUCAUGGUAUGCGAUAGGUGGGGACAUUAUUAAAAUCAUUAUUGGAACUUAUAUGGAAAGCCCAGAUUUAAAUUUUACGAAAAUAUUUUUCGUUUUUAUAUUUUAAUUAAUGUACCUUUUUUCUGUGAUAAGAGGUGAACUCGGUCAUAUUUUUUUUAUAUAUUAUCAGAAAUUAUAAGCUGUAGUGUUAAAUGCCAAAGAUUAAGUAAUGCUCAAUAGUAGGUGUCCUGUGAAAGAUAACUUGAAAAUGAUACUACCCUCGUUUUAAAUUCUUAUUAUCUACGAUAAAAUGCCAUUGCUAUUUAGAUUAGAAAUAGCUCUGUAUAGUAUGAAUGUUCUGAGUAAGACAAAGACUAAACAACCGAUGUAAGAUAUGUAUUAGGUAAAGAAUUUUGGUCUCGCAUCAGUCGUUUCGAAAGCAUCAGUCAAACACCGAUUAUGGUAAGAACUUGAUAGGUUGACACGAAGAUUCAAAUAUUAUCUAUGGAAGAAAUUACUUAACAGUGGUGAUUUUCAAGUAGCCCCGUGAAUAUUGUUAUGAAGUAAAUAAAUUUCAGAAACUAAACGAAUACUACUAAUAAUAGUAAAAAUAUUAACAAUAUACAACAUUUAUAUUGCGCCCUAUAUAAUUUGUGAAAUUAUUCUAAAACGCU
Molecule: messenger RNA, 12356 nt
Organism: Mizuhopecten yessoensis (Yesso scallop)
Lineage: Eukaryota; Metazoa; Mollusca; Bivalvia; Pectinida; Pectinidae
Product: voltage-dependent calcium channel type A subunit alpha-1-like
Exons: 52
Coding region: 278-7393 (2371 amino acids)
Biological process (GO): chemical synaptic transmission; calcium ion import across plasma membrane
Cellular component (GO): membrane; voltage-gated calcium channel complex
Molecular function (GO): high voltage-gated calcium channel activity
Source: RefSeq, a predicted model, not a curated record